Brenthis ino (lesser marbled fritillary) is the source of this 1641-nucleotide messenger RNA. NCBI's taxonomy places the organism in Eukaryota, Metazoa, Arthropoda, Insecta, Lepidoptera, Nymphalidae. The record is from the annotation of a GenBank genome assembly.
AUGACUAUAUCUCCAGACGACAUCCCUUCAUUCCGCCACCGACACACCGUAGAAGACACCCCGCAUCCGUGUAUAUACCCGCAUAGCAUUAUGUCGACGGUGGUAGAGAAAUGUCCGUCGGUGGCGCGCGUCAACGGACACGGCCCCUACGUGAACGGUACCAACGGGACAGUCACCAAUGGGACAACCACCAACGGGACAGCCACCAAUGGGACAACCACCAACGGGACAGCCACCAACGGGACAGCUCCCGGCGGAGCUGCGUGGGAGCAACAGUUCCUCCCCCCUCCCCUACAGCUUGACGACAGAGUACGAGCUAUUAAGACAGACACGAAGCUGUCAGGCCUGGUGCUGUGCGGCGCGACCCUGCGGCGCGUGGGCGAGGUAUUCGCGAGAGAGAUUGAGAACGGUCUGCGGGAGAGACCCUCCAGCCUGCAGAUGGAGAACACUUACGUACCUGAACUACCUGACGGAACUGAGGAAGGUGUAUUUCUUGCUCUGGACCUGGGCGGGACCAACUUCCGGGUGCUGCUGCUCGAGCUGCAGAACGGACAGCUCGUGCGAGAAGACGUCAAGCAGUAUCACAUCAGCGACGCGCUGCGAGUAAGUCCCGGCGUGGAGCUGUUCAACUUCCUGGCGGACUGCGUGCUGGACUUCCUGCGCUCUGAAGGCAUGGAGGGCGAUGAACUGUCACUCGGUUUCACCUUCUCUUUCCCAAUGAAACAGCACUCAAUCUCGUCGGGCGAGCUGAUGACGUGGACUAAGAGCUUCAAGUGCGGGGGCAUGGAGGGCGUGGACGUGGCCGCGCUGCUGCAGGACUGUCUGCAUGAGCGCGGUCUGAAGAUCACUGUGCAGGUCUUGCUCAAUGACACUACCGGUACGUUGGUGGCUGGAGCGGCUCUAGACCCUGAUGUAGCAAUCGCCGUGAUAAUGGGCACGGGGUCCAACGGUUGCUACAUGGAGCGCGCGGAGCGCGUGCAGCAUUGGGAGGCGGCGCACGAGCGCGUGCGCGACGUGUGCGUCGACAUCGAGUGGGGUGCCUUCGGGGACAACGGCUGCCUCUCCUUCCUACGCACUGAGUUCGAUGAGGAGGUGGAUGAUAAUUCCCUCCUAGCUAUGUCUUUUACUUUUGAGAAGUACAUUGGCGGCAAGUACCUGGGGGAGCUGCUGUGCGCGGUGCUGCGUGGACUGGCGCGCGACGGGCUGUUCCCCGCCGCGCCCGCGCGGGGCUCACUGCUCUCUUCGCACGUCAGCAUGUUCGAAGAAGAGAACGUGUCAGGGGCGUGGUCGCGCACGGUGGAGGCGCUGGGCGCGGCGUGCGGGCGCGGCGUGACGCGAAGCGACGCGCUGGUCGCACAGCACGUUGCCAGGGUCAUUUCCAACCGCGCCGCGCAGCUCGUCUCCGUCUGUAUAGCGACGCUGCUGCAGCGCAUGGGGCGGCCGCGCGUGGCGGUGGCGGUGGACGGCUCCGUGUUCAAGUGCCACCCGCGCAUCCGCGCGCUCAUGGACAAGUAUAUUGCGCUCCUUGCGCCACACCACAAGUUCACACUACUAGGCGCGGAGGACGGCAGCGGGAAGGGCAGCGCACUGACGGCCGCCAUCGCCGCAAGACUCGCCUCACAAGCGUUGUCCUACACAAAG